AAGAAAAGAAGUGUUGGCUUUGGCCUUCCUUUAUUAAAACUGGGAGUAGUAGAUACAGCUAUCUGGUCACAGGAAAAAAAAAAUGACAGUAGCAGCAGGAAUCGGGUACGCUUUGCUAGCUUUAGGACCCUCUCUUUCACUCUUCGUCUCUGUUAUCUCCAAGAAACCAUUCUUGAUCCUCACCCUUCUCUCAAGUACACUCUUAUGGCUUAUAAGUCUGAUUGUGCUGUCUGGAGUCUGGAGGGUUUUUCUUCCUUUGAAAACAAAAACAUGGUGGCCUUAUGCUUUACUCAUAGUUACAUCAGUUUGUUUCCAAGAAGGGCUUCGUCUUUUAUUUUGGAAAAUUUACAAGCGGUUGGAGGAUAUAUUGGAUGAUUUUGCUGACAAACUCUCAAAACCACGCUUAUUUUUGACGGAUAAGAUGCUAAUUGCUAUGGCUGGUGGUUUAGGUCAUGGUGUAGCCCAUGCUGUGUUCUUUUGUCUUAGCCUCUUAACACCGGCAUUUGGCCCGGCGACGUUCUUUUUAGAUAGUUGUUCACAAAUACCAUUUUUUCUUGUUUCUGCUAUUAUUGCCCUUGCAUUUGUUACAAUUCACACUUUCUCAAUGGUCAUUGCAUUUAAUGGAUAUGCAGAAGGAAAUAAAGUGGACCAAAUUUUUGUCCCUGUAGUUCAUCUUGUUGCAGGAUUGGUGACACUGCCCAAUUUAGCAUCUGGAGGUUGCGUUGUUGGCAUUCCUCUUCUCUAUUUUAUAGCAAUCUUGACCUUGUUGCAAUGUGGGAAAAUGGUGUGGAGAAGACUAACAGAAAAUAGAAGCACACAGAUGAACACAUAGUGAUUCAGUUUCUGUGAAGUUAUCAUAUUUUUUUCAGGACAGUUUAAUUCACUGUAGAAAUGUAAAGUGACCGCAUCAAAGACUACUAAGUACUUAGCAGAUGAAAGAAAUCUUUUUGUAACUUUUGCUCAUUGUGAAUACAUUGCAGGGUCAAGUAAAUACAUGAUUUCUAAGUCUUAUCAAAGAAAGAGUCAUUGCAAGAUUUCAUAGUA
Molecule: messenger RNA, 1044 nt
Organism: Ricinus communis (castor bean)
Lineage: Eukaryota; Viridiplantae; Streptophyta; Magnoliopsida; Malpighiales; Euphorbiaceae
Product: gamma-secretase subunit APH1-like
Exons: 6
Coding region: 83-832 (249 amino acids)
Biological process (GO): positive regulation of catalytic activity; protein processing
Cellular component (GO): gamma-secretase complex; endoplasmic reticulum; membrane
Molecular function (GO): protein-macromolecule adaptor activity
Source: RefSeq, a predicted model, not a curated record